Messenger RNA from Hippopotamus amphibius kiboko, 2079 nucleotides. It is a transcript of the gene MEPE, whose product is annotated as matrix extracellular phosphoglycoprotein. Lineage: Eukaryota; Metazoa; Chordata; Mammalia; Artiodactyla; Hippopotamidae. The record is from RefSeq and is a predicted model, not a curated record. Bases 34 to 1692 code for a protein of 552 amino acids. Gene Ontology annotation, biological process: biomineral tissue development. Gene Ontology annotation, molecular function: extracellular matrix protein binding. Gene Ontology annotation, cellular component: extracellular matrix. The transcript is spliced from 5 exons.
UCUGAAGGUCAAAAGCUCCAGAGAUUCUCAAAGAUGCAAAUCAUCUGUUUGGGACUGCUCCUUUUCAGUCUGACCCUGGCAGCACCAACAUUGCAACCACAAGCUGAGAAAACCAAGCAAGACUGUGUGGAAGAACAGAGGAUAACGUACAAGGGCCACCAUGAGAAACAUGGGUAUUAUAUUUUUAAGUAUGUUUACACCUCAUCUGGGAGGAAAAAUCAAAGUGAUGUGAAGGAAGAAAAAAACAAAGACAAUGUUGCUCUUCCCCAUUCUGGCAAGAGAAGAAAUCAAGAGCCAGCACCUAAAGAAAACAUUGUCCAGAGGAAAGAGAAAGGCUUGUCCCUCCAUGGAACCAAUGAAAAAAACAAAAGCACUAAAUCCCAAAAUCUUUUGGAAAAGAGACAGAUGAUGAAUAAAGACUACAGUGUUAAUAACAAAGAAAAUGCCCACAACGGCCUGAAGAUGCCCUUUGAUCCUGAAUCGGCUGGGAAUCACGGGGCUGAGGUGGGAGACAAUGCUAUUAGCAAACUAGAUGACCAAGAAGAAUAUGGCGAAGCUCUCAUCAGAAAUAACCUGCACCACAGGAUGGAGCCAGGGACUGUGAUGGAACUCUUGGGGAAAGAAAACAAAGAGAACAAACCCAGGAAUGUGCUGAGCAAAAUUCCAGCGGGUGCCAAUUAUGCUAAAGCCCCCUCAAAAAUUAAGAAAAAUCAUCAAAGAGAUUCUCAAGCCCAGAAUAAUCCAGUAAAAAGCAAAAGUACCCACCAUCUCCAACACAACGUGGACUAUCAAAAACAGCUCCCCAAAGUCAAAAAAGUCCUCAGUGAUUUUGAAGGCAGUGGUUACCCAGAUCUUCAAGGGCGGGGAGACACUGAUAUCUCUCCUUUCAGUGGAGAUGGUCCACCUUUUAAGGACAUUUCUGGUAAAGGAGAUGCUAUUGGUCCUGACCGAGAAGGUACAGAUAGUCAAAUAGAGUUUUCCAGCCCAAGUGAAGUUGAGAUCAUUAGUCCUGACACAAGAGGACCAGGUUAUAAUGAGAUCCCAGAUCAUGGUGGACAUACCAUUGGAACCAGGGGUGAAACAGCCCAAGAGGCAAAUGCUGCUGAUGUAAGGCUAGUGGAUGGCAGCAAUGACAUUACAGGUAGCACCGAUUUUAAGAAACUCCCUGGAAAAGAAGGAAACAGAGUGGAUGGCAGCAGCCAAAAUGCUCAUCAAGGGAAAACAGAAUUUCAUUACCCUCACACACCCACAGAAGACAAAAGAAAAGAUGGCAGUAGUGAUGGAGCUGAAAGCACUAAUGAAAUUCCAAAAAGUGGCAAAGGUGGUAGUAGAAAAGGUACAGAACAUUCUAAUAGGAAUCAAGCGACCUCAAAAGAAAAACAAAGAUUUCCUAGUAAGGGCAAAGGUCAGGGCCAGCUCAUUCCUUCUCGCCGUCUUGAUAAUGAAAUUAAAAAUGAAGUAGGUUCCCAUAAUGGCCCCAAUAAUGAAGGCACCAUAAUAACACACAGCAGGAAAAAUUAUUACGUUCCCCACAGACAAAAUAAUUCUGCGCGGAACAAGGGUGUGUCGCAAAGCAAAGGCUCCUGGGGUUACAGAAAGCCCCAUUCCAAUAGGAGGUUUCGCCCCCCUAAAAAGCAUGACAGUAGUGACUCAUCUGACAGUGGCAGUUCCAGUGAGAGCGAUGGUGACUAGGAAUUCCCAGCAGGAUAAAGAUUUGAAUACUUAGUCACCUGUGACUUGACAGGGUAGUCACAUGAUAGCAGAUCAGAUGAAGGACAGAGCCAGGAAUUGAAUAAGCCAAGAAACCCAGCUUCCGGGGGAGAACUGUUGCUAUUUUAAUGGUCAUGGUAUGAAAUCCUGUUCAAAGUUAUGAUGCUUUAUGAAAUUCUACUCAAAGUUAUGAUGCUUUUUUAAGGAAAAAGAAUUCAUUAAGGAUUCAUGGAAUAGGUAACAUUUGAAUAGGUAUCAUUUAAAAAUAGGUUGUGAGUGUCACAAACCCCUUUCUCUGUUGUUUGCUCUGUAGACAUGAAAAACAAUAUCUCUCACAUGAUAAUCUGUAAUUAAAUGAUCUAUAAGAAA